Scaptodrosophila lebanonensis is the source of this 2260-nucleotide messenger RNA. RefSeq names its product thioredoxin reductase 1, mitochondrial (gene Trxr1). Gene Ontology annotation, molecular function: thioredoxin-disulfide reductase (NADPH) activity; flavin adenine dinucleotide binding; glutathione-disulfide reductase (NADPH) activity. NCBI's taxonomy places the organism in Eukaryota, Metazoa, Arthropoda, Insecta, Diptera, Drosophilidae. Bases 33 to 1859 code for a protein of 608 amino acids. Gene Ontology annotation, biological process: cellular response to oxidative stress; glutathione metabolic process; cell redox homeostasis. The record is from RefSeq and is a predicted model, not a curated record. The transcript is spliced from 5 exons. Gene Ontology annotation, cellular component: mitochondrion; cytosol.
AUAAUAUAAAAAUAAUAAUAAAAGUACCCAAAAUGUCACUCACACUCUGGAAUUCGAGAUUUUCAAUAACGUUAGUUCGCCAGCACACAACGAUAUUUACAUCAGCUAGGACGGCACUUACAGAAAAUGCUAUCAAUAGUUCACAUCUAUCACAAAAUUUCCUACAAAGACGACAUUUUGCAUUGAACCUAAUGAAAACGAAUACUGGUGGCGAUGGCGGCAGAGCGCCAAGUAACUCUCGAAACCCCACAAACAACCAACGUGGAUCGUCCCAACCGCGGUACACUAGGAAUGCCUCGAUGAGUCAAGGUGCUGCCGGCGGCGGUAUCCCAUUCGAGCACCCACAUUGUGAUCGUAUAGCCAUGUAUGAUUAUGAGUCACGCAGGAACAGGAUAACACGUGGUCCUUACGACUACGACUUGAUUGUAAUUGGCGGUGGAUCGGCGGGUCUGGCAUGUGCCAAGGAAGCUGUGGCGUGCGGAGCUCGCGUUGUCUGUCUGGAUUAUGUUAAACCGACGCCCUUGGGCACCAAAUGGGGCGUUGGCGGCACUUGUGUCAAUGUUGGCUGCAUACCAAAGAAGUUAAUGCAUCAGGCAUCUCUCCUGGGUGAAGCGGUUCAUGAAGCGGCCGCCUAUGGCUGGAAUGUGAAUGAAAAAAUCAAGCCAGACUGGAACAAGCUAGUAUCCUCGGUGCAGAAUCAUAUUAAGUCAGUCAACUGGGUUACACGCGUCGAUCUUCGUGACAAAAAGGUCGAGUAUAUCAAUGGUUUGGGCUCGUUCCUUGACCCUCACACUAUGACGAUUAAGAUGAAGAGUGGCGAUCGCAAAAUCACCAGUCAGACAUUUGUGAUUGCCGUGGGUGGACGCCCUCGCUAUCCGGACAUACCUGGCGCUGUUGAGUAUGGCAUUACCAGUGACGAUCUCUUCAGUCUGAAUCGUGAGCCCGGCAAGACUCUAGUCGUGGGUGCUGGAUACAUCGGACUAGAGUGUGCUGGCUUCCUGAAGGGCUUGGGCUAUGAACCUACGGUCAUGGUGCGUUCCAUUGUCCUGCGUGGUUUCGAUCAGCAAAUGGCCGGUCUUGUUGCGGAUUCGAUGGAGGAGCGUGGCAUCCCCUUCUUGUACCAAUAUGUACCGCUGUCCGUGGAAAAGCUAUCAAGUGGCAAGCUAUUGGUGAAGUAUGAGCACAGCCAAUCGGGAGAGGUUCGCUCCGACACUUUCGACACUGUGCUGUGGGCCAUUGGACGCAAGGGCCUAGUCGACGACUUGAAUUUGGCCAAUGCAGGCGUCCAUACGUUCAAGGAUAAGAUUCAGGUGGACUCCUAUGAGGCGACAAAUGUUCCGAAUAUUUAUGCCGUCGGUGAUAUUAUCUAUGGCAAGCCGGAGUUGACACCCGUAGCUGUGCUCGCUGGUCGUUUAUUGGCACGUCGCCUCUAUGGCGAGUCCACUCAACGCAUGGAUUAUACUGAUGUGGCCACCACCGUAUUCACACCAUUGGAGUACGCUUGUGUCGGCCUAAGCGAGGAGGAUGCCGUCAAGGAGUUCGGUGCUGAUGAAAUUGAGGUUUUCCAUGGCUACUAUAAGCCUACAGAGUUCUUCAUACCCCAGAAGAGUGUGCGUCAUUGCUACUUGAAGGCGGUGGCUGAGCGCCAUGGCGAGCAGCGCGUGUAUGGCCUGCACUAUUUGGGACCAGUCGCCGGCGAAGUAAUUCAAGGAUUUGCCGCUGCCCUCAAGUCUGGCCUAACGAUCAAAACGCUGAUGAACACUGUGGGUAUUCAUCCCACGACAGCUGAGGAGUUCACUCGCCUGAACAUUACCAAACGCUCUGGUCUGGACCCCACACCAGCCAGCUGUUGCAGCUAAGCAAAGCGGAAAGCUCAACGUUCGCACACAUACGACGCCCACAAUACCCCCACUAACUAUUUAGAAUUGUUGCCGCAGCCUAGUGAAAGUUUCUUCAAGUUUUGUUAUACAUAGUUUUGAAAAUGUCACACAAUAGCUAUCACAUUCUCACACACAUGCAAAAGCACACACAAACACUCGCUAACCUACAUAUACGGACACAUUUCUGGUGGCAACUCGGGAUUAUCGCUCAGGCUCCAGUGGAACUGGAGGAGGGAGACAUCACAACAAGCCCCUCUGCGGAUGCGACCUAAAUUCAAAAUUAAGAAAUUAUAUGUUUAACGAAAAUUCUUUAUUUUUUUUAAUGGUAAGAAAAAUAAAAUUUUUCAUCCAAAUAGGAAAUUAUUAUUUUGUGUGAUAAA